This is a messenger RNA of Homalodisca vitripennis (glassy-winged sharpshooter), 5081 nucleotides long. RefSeq names its product homeobox protein six1 (gene Six4). The coding region runs from base 236 to 1114 and encodes 292 amino acids. The record is from RefSeq and is a predicted model, not a curated record. Gene Ontology annotation, molecular function: RNA polymerase II cis-regulatory region sequence-specific DNA binding; DNA-binding transcription factor activity, RNA polymerase II-specific. NCBI's taxonomy places the organism in Eukaryota, Metazoa, Arthropoda, Insecta, Hemiptera, Cicadellidae. Gene Ontology annotation, cellular component: nucleus; transcription regulator complex. The transcript has 2 exons. Gene Ontology annotation, biological process: regulation of transcription by RNA polymerase II.
GUCACUGUCGCCUGGUGUUCUCACACAUUUUUGACUGAAUUAUUUUUUUAAUUGUAUUAUUUUAAGUCGCGAUAUGUAGUCUAAUUGUUUUUUAUGUGUAAGGGAUGGUAAAAAUUACUUUCAUUAAAUAGUUAAAACAAUGUGUUUUAAUUAAAAUUUUACGCUUGAACGAAUCAAUUGUUGUAGUCAACAUGGGAAGGACUAUGAGAUAAACCCCGCUUAUGCUACUUCCGUGAUGGCAACUUCUCCGCUCUCCAACAACCUCUCGCCGGGAAGCUACUCCUCCGCGGAGCUCAGCGACUCCUCCAUCAGUUCCCCGGCCGUGCUGGCGGACAUGGCGGACUACCUGAGUCCCAAGAGGCCCCUGACGUUCACCGCGGAGCAGGUGGCCUGCAUGUGCGAGGCCUUGCAGCAGACGGGGGACAUCGAGAAGUUGAUGCAGUUCUUGUGGUCGCUGCCGCCCACACAGCUCUUCCGGGGCCACGAGUCCAUCCUGAGGGCCAGGGCGGUGGUGGCGUACCAUCGGGGCGCCUACCACGAACUCUACGCCGUCCUGGAGAGUCACAACUUCGACCCCCGGCACCACCCGCAGCUGCAGCAGAUGUGGUUCAAGGCGCACUACAAGGAGGCGGAGAACAUCCGCGGCCGAACGCUCGGAGCCGUGGACAAGUACAGGCUCCGCAAGAAGUACCCCCUGCCCAAGACCAUCUGGGACGGCGAGGAGACCGUCUACUGCUUCAAGGAGAAGUCGAGGAACGCCCUGAAGGAGUGUUAUGAAAGGAACCGCUACCCCACGCCGGACGAGAAGAAGUGCCUGGCGGCCACCACCGGCCUGACGAUGACUCAGGUCAGCAACUGGUUCAAGAACAGGAGGCAGCGGGACAGGACGCCGCAACAGCGCAGUGAGCUGGUGAUAUCGAGCGACGCAACCUGUAUCCUGAGUCCUUCCUCGGGCGGACUGCUGGACCUGCAGUUGAUGUACAAGGACGCCCAGGCCGCCGCCCAAAUCAAGAGUGAACCCUCAGGUCACGUGACUCACCCUCACCCCCACGUCAUGCACGUCCAGAGCUACCACGGCUACGAGCAGCUCCUGGCUAACGCUACCCACUCGUGAGGGACCCAUGGACUCUCGGUCCUUCGGGAGAUGCGGUUUCAGGGAGAUCCCAGUUUAUUCAUGUGACUCAUGUGUUUCGUGACUAGUGAAAGUGAUUCACGUACACUUAGGUAACCAUUUCAACAUAAACUACAACAUGGACUUACGAAGGAAACGGUGUUUUAUAGGAAAGCUUAAUCAAUUGUGCCAGGACUACAUUUUUACAGGGUACUUCCUCAGACAUACAAAGAUCACAAAGAUUUUACAAACUCUUACGAUGGUUCACACACAAAUUGAAAUUAUUUACAUUUUUAACGCGAUUAGCAAUACUUAAUGCACAACCUGAAUAUAAACUUGGCCAUUUUAUUAAAAAAGUAUAUUUCGUUGAAGAAUUUACUUGUGUCCUGCGAAUUUAUAAUAAUUCAAAACAAAAAAAAAGUAGCAAUUCACUAGAUUGGUGAAUUUCUAAAGCCAUCUCACGCAAGUAGUAAAUGCAAUUCAAGGAAAUAAGUAUUUUAACUAGAAAAUUGGCUAUGAAGACUUGUAAAUAUAAUUUCUCGCUAUUAAAUUCGCACACACUAAUUAAAAAAUGUCAUUAGAUCACAUUGUUUAAACGACCUUUGUAAGCUAAUUUGGCGAAAAAUUUAUGGUUUUUUUGUAUCAGAUUCUUUGUUAUAUUAUUUUUAUAAAUUGUAUGUCCUGAAAUAUCGUAAUGUAAAACUUGUGAUUUAUGUCCUAAUAGUUAAGACAGUGCAAUCGGAUUUUGGUUGGAAUAUGUUAAAAUAAUUAUUGGAUUCAACCCUUCCAAGAAACUAUUUUUGAAAAAAUAAUUUUACAAGACUGGUAGGAAUCCGAAGCAGAAUUCUGUAUAAGUAUAUGAAGUUUUACAGUGUGUAUAUGAAGGAUCACUGGAUUGAGCUAUUAUGUUUAUGUAUGAAAAAAGUAAUUUCUUAACAAAAAACCUUCCUUCAUACAUACAGGUAAAAAAAUGACUUUAUGAAACCAUAAGUCAUGUAAAAAUUGAAAAAUUUUCACAUUUUUAUUUUCACCUAAAUUUCCUACUUAAAUUCCUGUAUUUUCUUAUUGAGUGAUAAAAAAUGUGUAUUGAAAGAAAUUUAUGAGGCUAUAAAUAUAAAAUAUAUUCUAACCAAAAAUCGAUUGCACGACCUUAAUAAAUAGCUUAAUGCCAUUGUUUUGACAGUGGAUUACAUUAAAUUCUCUGUUACCUGACAUCAAGUGGGCGGUGUCGUAGCGAUAUCGUGCUGUAAAUGGGGCACGGAGAACCCUUGUAGUCAAAUGUAAAUAAUUUGUCACAAAGCGAUCUGUAAAUUAGUAAACCUACAGUAGAAUACUUGUUAGUUACCCGACACAGACGAAAUGUUUAUUUGUAAAUAUGACUAGAAUUAGUUUCGUGUAAGUUAAGAAUUUAUUUUAACAUUGCGAUGUCCUUGCAGGAAUGUGCAGGCGCCCAGUUCUAUGUUGGAUUCCCCAAACACUGAUGUCAGUAAAAGACGUUCUUGAGCCGGCAGUAGAGAAACGACCUUGAUACACCCCCCCCCCCUUACCGUAAGAACACGGUAAAAUCUCAUGCAGCUUUUUUUCUUUUUUUGUAAAAUGUACUUUUUUAAUUUUUAAACGAUGAAAUACAACAAAGUCUGAUAUUGUUUUACUAAGACACCACCAAAAACUCAAAAGAGUUUCGAUACAUACACAUAAAAUAAGGCUGUAAAACUGCACGAGACUUUAAUAUUUUUAUUAUGGGGUCAUUUAAAACUCAUGGUCAUUUUACUAUUGUCCGCUCGGUUUAUGACAGUUUUGCUAUUGAAUUCAAAUUUAUUAUUAUUUCUAUUAUUAAAAGUUUGGAUUUGUUUCUAUAGCUGCAGACUCGGGCAAAUAAUGAUACACCUUUGUUAUUACCUAAAUCUCAAAUUGAUUACAACGCCAUUGCACAUAACGAACAAUAUGUGUUCUAAUUUAAAGCAAUUGAAUUUUUAAAUCUAUUAUGUUACCGUAAUGUAUUUUGUUAAAUUACUCUAUAUAGUAGCCUAUGUAACAAUAAAUGACGCUAGUACAUUUUUCAAAAGUAAGGUCGGUACAGAGUAGGAUGGAAAAAAUAAAAAUACCUUUGUUUAGAUAAGUAGGCUGCAAUUCAUAAAUCUAAAACUUGAUUAUUCAGCAACAUAUUUUUGAAUUUUUUCCAAAACUUAUUUGUUUUAUUUUAAUUUUAUUGUUAACGAUGUGAGAUUGCUAAGGUUAACACUAGUACAGAGGAAAUGACCAUAACAAGAUGGUUAAUUAGUAAUGAACUCAUUAAUAAUUAACAACUAAUAUCGAUUUUCCAAGGACGUCGCAAUGUUUAGUCUAUGAAUGUUAAAUAAACAUUUAUACUCACUCGUUUACCAAAGACUGUAGGAUAAACUAUGUGUAAGCCAAACAAUGUCUAAAUGUUUGUAAUUUUAAUUCCGGAAACAUCCCAGUGUCAUCAAAACUUCAAGCCUAAUUCAUUUACAAGGCAAUACUUUAUUAUGGGUUGUAACGCCAUUUUACAUAAUUUAGAUUAAUCACAUCUCCAGUUGUUACAUUUACAUCAAAGUCUCCAACUGUUACAUUUUGGUCACAACCUCCAAAUGGUAUAAUUCAGUGGCAGCGUCUGACUUUAAAAUAAUAGUCACAAACACCAACUGUCACAUUUUCGUCACAACCUCCAAAUGUUAUAAUUUAGUAACAGUGUCUAACUCUUAAAAUAUUAUUGUCAACCUCCAACUGUUACAUUUUGGUCAUAACCUCCAAAUGUUAUAAUUUAGUAACAGCUUCUACUCUUAAAUAUUAGUUACAACCUCCAACUGUUACAUUUUGGUCACAACCUCCAAAUGUUAUAAGUUAGUAACAGCCCCUACAACUUUGUCUCAAAUCAUGCAAAAACGGAAUAAACCUCUGAAAUUGUUUGUUACGGUAUUGUCUAAUAUUAUGUCUUUAUUUUAUGAUUAAUUCAAAACCCCAACCAUAAUGAUUUUUUAGUUAUUGUUUUAUUUUGUAAAUACAGUUUUCCUUAUCAUAAUAUUGUGAUCAUUAAAAUAUUUAUACUACGCUCAUUUUAGUUGUUAUGAUUACUUCAACACUGAUCAUAUGUUAGUAUUAUUUACUAUACGACUAACAUGUUAUUGUUAUCAGACCCUAUUGAAAUACAUAGCUUUAGAUUUGUAAAUACAAACAUCAAAAUAUUUUAUUAGUUUGACAACGAUCAAAAUGUUAUUUAAUAUUAGUUACUUUCAAUUAGCAUAAACAAUUUACAUACAAUAUUGUAAUGUUUUCCAUUUUGUAAUAUAUUAUAAUACGAUGAUUUGCGAAAGUUGAUCAUACACUAUAGGCUACUAUCAGUAAGUUAGUUCCUUCUUUUUGUUUAAAAGCAAUAAUACCUAAUAAUAAUUAUAAUAGAAAUAUUCCAAUGUUUUAAGUUGUUGAUUAUUUAAACGUGUGCUGUGUUUAAAAUGUUUCUAAUGUUUACAGAGCACAAGAUCAUUGCUUGGAAAUAUUGCUAUUUAAGUUUUGUGAAUAAUUUUAAUGAAUAUAUAAACUGAGUAAUUUGGAAAUGUUUUAUAACAAUUAUUUACAAUUAUAAUCUAAACGCUACUGUUACUACAUAGAUAAACUGAAAAGCGUAAUCUACAAAAUAAUGUUUACUUUUACUUUAUACUGUAGUUCAAUUUACAAUAUUGUUGAGCAAGUUAAGAAUAAUAAUAAGAAGAAAUAAACAAGAUUAUAAUUGUUCACAUUCUUAAAUAUGCAAUAUUAUACAGCUAUGUCCAGUACAAAAUGAGGACAGAAUAUUAAUUUGUUAGUGUUCACUUAUGAAAUGAACAUUAAAAAUGCUAAAGAUACAUUAUUAUUAUAUAGAAAUUAAUUAUACAUUGCCUAUUUAAAAAUAAUAGCUUUAAAUAUAUAUAUUUAAGUAUACGUUUUAACAUUUUUUAUUAAUUUAAUAUUUUAA